Molecule: messenger RNA, 3856 nt
Organism: Megalobrama amblycephala (Wuchang bream)
Lineage: Eukaryota; Metazoa; Chordata; Actinopteri; Cypriniformes; Xenocyprididae
Gene: hhipl1
Product: HHIP-like 1
Cellular component (GO): membrane
Source: RefSeq, a predicted model, not a curated record
UUACAGUCGGAGAAUUGCGGUUUGGACCUUUGUGAGUCUCACAUCUGCUCGGGAUGUAAGACGCGUCUCGUAACUCAGACAAGGAGAUGGGUUAGUGUGAUAGCGGUCCAACCGAUUUGCGAUUCGCUACACAGUAAAUAAGACGUGCAUUUGUUUGGGAAUAGUUGAUGAUUAAAUUCAGGGCAAAGUGCAUGACUACACAAGUCAGACGUCGAGUAUCAUCGCCAUUGCAUAACUUUAACUUCCAUGUAUCUGAAGUUGGGCACCAGGAUUUGAGCGCUAUGUGGUACUUUUGCGAUGUUUUCGGCCGUAUAUGGCAAUCACCGUUUAUUUUGUUUUAUUUGUUGGCGUUUUGGGUCGCACCUGCGUUCCUGCAUCCACAGUGUUUGGAUUUUAAACCCCCCUUUCAGCCUCAACAAGAGCUUCAGUUCUGUCAAAUGUAUAAAUACUUCGGCUGCUGUGACUAUGCCAGGGACCAAGAGCUGAUGGCAAAAUACUAUCGGAUAAUGGAAAACUUCGAUUAUUAUGAAUAUUCGAACUGUGCCGCGUACAUUCAGGAUCUGCUUUGUCAGGAAUGCUCUCCAUAUGCUGCUCACCUUUUUGAUGCCGAAGACCCCAGCACGCCUUUACGGACCAUACCUGGACUCUGCCCAGACUAUUGCUCUCAAUUCCAUUCCAAGUGCAGAUCCUUUAUUACCUUGUUGUCUGAUGAUCCACGUCUUCUAGAACUUGAGCAUGACCAGCGCAGGCUUUGUCAGUACCUAGAGCUGGAUGACCCAGAUUACUGCUAUCCUCAUCUGCUGAGUAAUGAACGCUUGACCAAAAAUCUUGGCCGCACCGCAGCGGAUCCUGAGGGCUGCUUGCAGCUGUGUUUAGAGGAGGUAGCCAAUGGACUCAGAAAUCCUCUUGCCAUGGUUCACGCCAAUGAUGGCACGCACAGGUUUUUUGUUGCUGAACAAGUUGGCCUGGUCUGGGUGUACCUUCCAGAUCGAUCAAAGCUUGAAAAUCCAUUUCUAAACAUCACAAAGGCUGUGUUGACAUCUCCAUGGGAAGGCGAUGAAAGAGGAUUUUUGGGACUCACCUUUCACCCCAACUUUAAAUACAAUGGAAAGCUAUAUGUAUACUACUCUGUUGAGGUGGGCUUUGAUGAGAGAAUCCGUAUCAGUGAGUUCCGUAUCUCUUCUACGGAUAUGAAUGUAGUUGACCAUGGUUCAGAGAGAAUCAUUUUAGAGAUCGAUGAACCUGCUUCUAAUCACAAUGGUGGGCAGCUACUCUUCGCCGAUGACGGAUACUUAUACAUCUUCACUGGGGAUGGUGGAAUGGCAGGAGAUCCAUUUGGGAAAUUCGGAAAUGCACAGAACAAAUCUGCCCUUUUGGGAAAGGUUCUUCGCAUUGAUGUAGAUGACAACGAAAGGGGGCCACUGUAUAAAAUCCCACCAGACAAUCCGUUCGUACAUGAACCCAACGCUCGUCCCGAGGUGUAUGCCUAUGGGGUGAGGAACAUGUGGAGAUGCUCUGUAGACAGAGGGGAUCCGAACACUAAGGAAGGAAAAGGACGAAUUUUCUGUGGGGAUGUGGGCCAGAAUAAGUAUGAGGAAGUAGACAUUGUGGAGAAGGGCCGGAAUUAUGGCUGGAGAGCAAAAGAGGGUUUCUCUUGUUACGACAAAAAACUCUGUGCCAACAGCUCCUUAGAUGAUGUUCUUCCAAUUUACGCAUAUCCACACAAAAUGGGGAAAUCGGUCACAGGUGGAUAUGUUUACAGAGGCUGUGAAAAUCCAAAUUUAAAUGGCAUGUACAUAUUUGGAGACUUCAUGAGUGGACGCCUGAUGAGUUUAAAGGAAAACAGAAACACACACAGUUGGGAAUACAAUGAGAUCUGCAUGGGUGUGGGGCUGACUUGUUCAUUUCCAGGGAUCAUCAACAAUUACUAUCCAUACAUCAUUUCGUUUGCAGAGGACGAAGCAGGUGAACUCUAUUUCAUGUCCACCGAAAUACCAAGUGCAACAUCUCCUACAGGCGUUGUGUACAAGAUUGUUGACCCCUCAAGACGUGCACCUCCAGGAAAAUGUCAUUAUGAGCCACUUUCAGUUCGUGUUAAGAGCAAUCUUAUACCAUUCAAGCCAAUGGAAACAUUGAUAGGAGUCCAUGUUCCAACAAAGCAACCCGGACUCUCAAAUGCAGAGGGAGAUCCUGAAGAUGGCUCAAAAGACUGGCUUCAAGAGCUGCUGGACAUCUACAAUGAGCUAGAUGGGCAGAUCACCACCACACCAAUCACCCCAACUACACCCAAGCCCAUCAGAACGUCCAGACAGCGGAAGGGUAGACGCAGGAAGGGCAAGCACAAGAACGGAGCGGUGAGAUUAGUCGGGGAUGAAGAGGGUCGGAGGGAUCGGGGAAGGGUGGAAGUACACGCAAAUGGGGAAUGGGGAACCGUUUGUGAUGAUCUCUGGAACACCAAGAAUGCCGUAGUGGUCUGCCGGCAGCUCGGGUUCCACCAUGCACUUAAGGCUGCCAAGCACGGCGAGUUUGGGGAAGGGACGGACCUGAAGAUUAUUUUGGAUGAUGUGCAGUGUGAGGGGACCGAGGAAACUCUCUUGGAUUGUCAGCACGCUGGGAUUGGCACACACAACUGCGCUCACUACGAAGAUGCAGGAGUGAUAUGUGGAAAUUCAGAUUCAGGCCUAGUAUAAUCUGAAACGUUUCAGAUACAAUGUUUUUGUUAUUAGUUGUAGCACAUACCUCAUCUUUUCCAACUGCAACAGAGAAGACAUAUGGACUUUUUUCUCAGUCGCUUUGGUACAUUUCUCGAAUCACCCUUAACAUUGCAAACCACUAAGGGCAUUUCUCGAAACAAUUUGUGCAAAGAACACCACGUAAUAGAUGUCCUGCAAAAGCUUCUAACUUCCAUAAAUCAUACAGAAAAGAAAAAGACAAGUAUACAGUAUUACAGUACAGUGCACAUUGUUGGAUUACCAUUGUAAGAUUGGAUUGGCCAUUGUUAGGCCAUGAUUGAGAACCUUGUUUCACAUAGUGGCCUUUAUUUAAUCAGAAACUUGCCUAUGUCCUCUGCCUUUUCUGCCUACCUUUUUGACCUUUUUUAAUUUCUUUCUUGUUCUUUCAUUGUCAGAAAUUGUAACACUGUGUUGUGCUCUGUCUAUAUAUGCUAGCCAAAUGAAGCUUCAUGAGAUGCGCCUCUGGGGUAUUUUACAGAACUGGUUGAUCAUUGGUUGAUCAAAUAAUUUUACAUUUUCUUCAUUAGUGAAAUUCAAGAUUUACCUGCGCAAUUCAUCAAUUCAGGACACAUUUGCCUAAAAGUCUAAAAGAAAUUUAUAGAAAAUAUGCUUGACAGAUUAUGAAAACUAGUUAAACCAUUUUGCAUUUACUGACUUAUGCAAUGUAAGGCAAUGUAAGACUACGUAAGACUACGUAAGACUAUUGAACAGAGAACCAGUAGGCAUAUAAUAUAUUAUGAUCAACAUGACAAGCAAUUGAUAAUGUAGGAAACAGCAGAAAUCAAUUGCAUGAAUGUACCAUUGACAGUUUGUUCAAAAGAAUGAGAAAUUGCGUAAAGAUGUGUACAAGUGACUUGAUGGUGUGGAGGUUGAAUAAGUAGUUUUGAGAAUUUCAAUUGUGAAUGAGAAAUGUACCAAAGUGGCUGAGAAAACUAAAAAGUCAUUUUUGAGUUUAGUUUAAAUCAUAACUAAACAGUAAUGUUAAGGCUUUUUGUGCUCAAAUUCAUAAACCUAUGUGGAUGUUUUACUAGUUUGAAUCAAUUAAGUUUUGUUGUCAUCUUUACGAAACUUCUGUAACAGUUCAUUUAGCAUCAUUCAUUGACAUAAAUAAAUUUGGAAUGAGA